AUGGCCUCGCAGGGGGAGGAGCCGGCCGGGGGGGACCAGGGCCCGCGGCCGGCCGGGGGCCACGGCCACCGGGACCGGGACCGGGACCGGGACCGGGACCAAGGGGAAGAGGGGCCCCCGGCCCCCGGCCCGCAGCCCCCCGAGGGCGGCUUCGGCUGGCUGGUGGUGGCGGCCGCCACCUGGGGCAGCGGCUCCAUAUUCGGCAUCCACAACUCCUUCGGGAUGCUCUUCGAGAUGCUCAAGGACGAGGCCAAGGACGACCCCAACCUGGAGUUCAAAACGGCGUGGGUCGGAGCCCUGGCCAUGGGCAUGAUCUUCUUCUGCUCCCCCAUCGUGAGCAUCUUCACCGACCGGAUGGGGUGUAGGACCACCGCUGCCUCGGGGGCUGCCAUCGCCUUCACCGGACUCCUCGCCACAUCCUUCACCAAUUCCCUGAGCAUUCGCUACUUCACGUACGGCAUCGUCUUCGGCUGCGGCUGCUCCUUCGCUUUCCAGCCCUCCCUGGUCAUCCUAGGUCACUACUUCCGCCGGCGGCUGGGCCUCGCCAACGGCAUCGUGACGGGCAGCAGCAGCAUCUUCUCCAUGUCCUUCCCCUUCCUCCUCAAAGUCAUGGGCCGCAGCAUGGAGCUGGCCCACAUCUUCCAGGUCCUGAGCGUCUUCAUGUUCGUCCUCAUGCUGCUGUCCCUCACCUACCGGCCCCUCCUGCCGCCCUCCACCGAUUCCCCGGCCCAGCCGGGAGGCCACAGCCCCAAGCCGCAGUGCCUGGCUCACCUCCGCAAGUACUUCAACCUGGGCAUCUUCCGCCAGAAGACCUACUGCAUCUGGUCCUUUGGCAUCGCCACCGCCGCCCUGGGCUACUUCAUCCCUUACGUGCAUCUGGUUAACUACGCCGAGAAGGAAUUCCAGGCCACGGAGAAGAAGUGGGUCCUCCUGGUGUGUGUCGGCGCCACGUCCGGCAUCGGCCGUCUACUGUCCGGCCGCGUCGGCGACUUCAUUCCCGGCCUGAAGAAGAUUUACCUGCAGGUGGUGGCAUUCCUGCUCCUGGGUUUGAUGUGCAUGAUGAUCCCCCAGUGCCAAACCUUCGAAGGCGUCGUGGUGGUCUGCCUCUUCCUCGGGCUGUGCGACGGUUUCUUCAUCACCCUGAUGGCGCCCAUCGCCUUCGAGCUGGUGGGCCCCAUGCAAGCGUCCCAGGCCAUCGGUUACCUCCUGGGCAUGAUGUCUCUUCCUAUAACCGCCGGCCCCCCGAUUGCAGGGUACCUCAACGAUCGACUGGGGAACUACCACCUGGCCUUCUACUUUGCGGGCGUGCCCCCCAUCCUCGGGGGCACCAUCCUCUUCUUCGUGCCCCUGGUUCACCAGAGGAUGCUACCCCGGGGCCAGCCAGACUCCGGCCAGGACAAAGCAGUCGCCACGGAGACCGUCCUGAACGGGAAACUGCUGCCUGGCUCACCUGCCACCGAGGCACCCAUCUAAGGCCACCCUGACGCCCCCCACCCCACGUUCGCCCUCGAGCCAGCAGCACCCCCUGCCCCCUCUAGCCCACGCCCCUGGCUGUGAUGGCCAUGCCCUCCCCGGGGGCACCUUCCAUCCGCCCUGUGCCCGCACCGGGGAGAGUCACGGCUCGUUUUCGGUGCCCGGUUUUGGGGGGGCCUGGGAUGAAGGGACUGCUCCAGGGAGGCGUCGAAUGGGAUUCGACCCUGGAGAACCACUCACCUCUGGCUUGGGUCCAUCCGCCCUUGGAGGGAAAGGGGCCAGGAGGGCGUCAGGGGGAGCUGGGGCUGGGGGGCCACACCUAGAUAAGGGCUGAAAGGCUGGCCCUCUUAUAGACUCCGCACCCUCCUUCUGAUCCUCCUCCUCCUCUUUCUCCUGCCCCCAUCCUGUCCCCUCUCCUCCCUACCCUCGCUUGAGCCACGUCUGGGUGGCAGGUGGAGGCAGGCAGAGGUCAACAGCUGGGCCGGGGCCACCUAUCUCCCUCCAUCCGCUCCCAGAUCCCGGUGUCAAAGCCCAGCUUUUUUAAAACAGCCGCCAAGGCCGUCUUUUUAAAAACCAAACACUCAAGCAGAGCCUAAGUCUCUACCGCCUGCUCACCCGUUGGUGGGGAAGGCUUGUCUCUACCUUCCCCAUGGGCCGAAGAGGCCGGACCAGGCUCUGCGCUCUGCCGGUGCACAUCCUGGGCCUGGAUCAGAGCCCCCAGCCAGGCCACCGUGGCAUCAGGGCAACCCACCUCCCGUGCCAAUUUCCUGGCACCCGACUGCAGGGAGCUGUCGGGGGCAGAGAGGAGGCAGCUGAGACCCCAGGGUGUUUCCAGCACCAUCAGCCUUUGGGCUCUCGCUGUCCAGGCGGUCAGGGCUGGCCAUCCCACCCUCGAUCUGCACCGACAGAGGCACUUUUUACCACUUCCCGAAAGUUCAAGGGUCCCCUGGAUGAUGCACCCCCAGGGACAGGGAUCUCCUCCCUUGGGGCCACUCUGGAGCACCCACCUACUCUCCUGGUAACAGCAAGGUGAGCAGCCACCCCUUGGGACGGAGGGCAGAAUGGGUAAACCAAAACCAGGAAUGGGAGAGAUCCCCCUAAUCCCACCCAGCUGCAGCCUGAGGCCUCGGCUUCAGGAGAAGUUCUCUUCUUUCCUCGCCAUCCCUCCCUCUCCCCUGGCUGGCUCCAGUUGAGGAGGCUGGGACCUCGGAGAUGGGGUGGGGUUGGAGGGGAGGACAGGCCGAUGACCCUGGUGAUCCCUAGAAGGCCCAUGGUGCCCCACCCAAAUUUGCUUUGCCCUGGGGGGAGAGAAAGAGGCCUGGAUUUGGGGAGCCCCAGGCUCACCCCUUUGCCUGGGGUUCGUUCCUACCCGGAGGAGACAUUAGUCUCUGAGGGAGGUGAAGGCUUUGGUUGCCAUGACGAUAAGGAGUCCAGACCGGCCAAAGGGAAGAAAGCAGGAGCCUGAGUUUUCCUUUCAGGCUCUAGGCCCUAAAGUUAGGACUACCCUAGCUCCAGGCCCCCCUCCCAAGCCCCUGUGGCCACUAGCUUGGGACUGCCACCUAUGCCACCAAAGGGAAUGGAUGCGGAGAACUGGUAUUGUGAAUGACACCCCUCCCGCCUCCUCCCCCCGCACCACCCUGUAAAUUUCUGUCUACAUUGCCAUUAGCACUUGUGUAAAAAAGCCAAAAUACAGCCCCCAAAUGAGGAGCAGCAAGGUGGGGAGAAUAGGGGUGUGAAUUCACUGCCUACUUACUCUCCUGAUUCCCUUCCUCUCCUGGCUCGCCAUCAUAUAGCAUAGGACACCAUCCUUCUGGUGAGCCUGAGGAGGGAAUGGGGAGAAUGGUGUAAAAAGCAAUGCUUUGCAUUCAUUCGUUCAUUCAAUAGUAUUUAUUGACUGC
This is a messenger RNA of Tachyglossus aculeatus (Australian echidna), 3371 nucleotides long. It is a transcript of the gene SLC16A2, whose product is annotated as solute carrier family 16 member 2. NCBI's taxonomy places the organism in Eukaryota, Metazoa, Chordata, Mammalia, Monotremata, Tachyglossidae. Gene Ontology annotation, molecular function: thyroid hormone transmembrane transporter activity; monocarboxylic acid transmembrane transporter activity. Gene Ontology annotation, biological process: transmembrane transport. The record is from RefSeq and is a predicted model, not a curated record. Bases 1 to 1473 code for a protein of 490 amino acids. The transcript is spliced from 7 exons.